Molecule: messenger RNA, 363 nt
Organism: Arabis nemorensis
Lineage: Eukaryota; Viridiplantae; Streptophyta; Magnoliopsida; Brassicales; Brassicaceae
Source: the annotation of a GenBank genome assembly
AUGGUGCAGCGUCUCGUUUACCGUUCGCGUCACAGUUACGCCACUAAAUCGAACCAGCACAGGAUCGUCAAAACUCCAGGUGGAAAGUUGACUUAUCAGACCACGAAGAAGCGUGCUAGUGGACCCAAAUGCCCCGUUACCGGAAAGCGUAUUCAGGGUAUUCCUCACUUGAGGCCUGCUGAGUACAAAAGAUCUCGACUAACCAGAAACAGGAGGACUGUGAACCGUGCUUAUGGUGGGGUUUUGUCUGGUUCUGCUGUUAGGGAAAGAAUCAUCCGUGCUUUCCUUGUUGAGGAGCAAAAGAUUGUGAAGAAGGUUUUGAAGCUUCAAAAGGCAAAGGAAAAGGUAGCUCCCAAGAGCUAA